ACCACGAACUGUUUAAUGCCAAUAAUUAUCAAUAAAAAAAGUUACGCGAAUUAAAAACAGAUAAAGUUUUAUGACAUUUUAAAUUAACCACAAUACAAAAUAAAGAAUCGAUACCAAUAUGAGUGACAUAAUAGAACCAGACGUGACACUCGAUCAACAAUUCAUCGAUUUUGCUAAGAUGUCGGACCCAAAAGGGCGUGAUGGGAAAACCAUAGACCUUUAUAUGACCGAUUACUGGAUGAGGCAAGCCGGCGUUCUUAACGACCGAGUGGUGACUACGACUGAUACAGGAAUAGCCUUUUUCAAAUUCGAAAAAACCGAAAUCAAUUACGAGGAAUUUGAGGAAUAUUUAAAAGAUUUAGCUGAGACCAAACAUUUAAUUCUGGACGAUCUUGUGAGUGCUCUGUGCAAGUGUGGUUUACCGGGAACGGUGCCUGUCAGAGUACCUCAAUACAGGGAAUAUUUCCUCACAUGGAAACCAAAGAAUAGGUUGAUGGUUGUUCCUGACGAUCCAAAGAAAUACUGAAGAAUAUCUAUUAUCUGAAGAAUAUAUAUUAUCUCAUAUUGGGCUCUCACGGUGGGUCACGGCUGUCCUGCGUACUUAGUUCCAUAUCAACUUAUUUGGCAUACAAAAUAUAUAAUCCAAAUGUCUUAAAUAGUCCGGGUCUUGGAUGUUUAUCUAUAUAUGUAUAUGUUAUAAAAUAUAGUAUCGUUGAGUUAGUAUCCCAUGACACAAGUCUCGAACUUACUUUGAGGCUAGCUCAAUCUGUGUGAUUUGUCCUAAUAUAUUUAUUUAUUUAAUCAUAAUAAUUCUUAUGUAAAAGUAUUGACAUCAGUGAUUCAGUUCAUUUCUAUCCGUUUAAAAAAUACAUUAUCUAUAUCAGUUUACAAUUAAAAAAUUCCUGUACACUGUGGAAGCAUUUAUCUUUUGACAAAGUAUAAAAGUCUGGGCUUCAGGUAGCUUAUUGUAGAACGUUAAGCAACUACAGUAGCAAUUAAUUCGAGAAUAUUGAUUCCGUACAACAGGAAAUUUGUAGUAUAAUGGGGAAACCUGGAUUCGCGAGGAUGAUAUUAUAGUAGACAUCUCUCAAGAUAAAUAAAUUCAUAUGAGAUUUUACCAUGGAUUUAGUAUUUGCAGGACAACGAUUUUACAAACACAACAUUCAUGUUGGUGGAUGACAGUAAGUUUAUUGAGUUUCGAAAACAGUGUUUGUCUAUGGUUAAAACAGCAUGUUGCUUGCAGUUAACAGCACCUUAACCUACCCAAAUACAUUGCAAACUCGCCGCUAUUAUCGCGCCAUAGGGUUUCAUGUAGAGUAAAUUGAUGUGCUGUUGACUGUACGGGCUGUUUCUGCACAAUAAAUAUCCAAUUCACAUCGGCGGAGUUUCCCAGUUGGAAUACCUUAUUUAAUAUUGGAGUUUACAUAUCCGUGUUAGGCCGAUAGUGCCGCUUUUAGGUUUACCUGUCUUGUUAAUCUCUAUAAUGCGUAAACAAAUGUAUUUAAUUUAUUGCACAUGUUAUCUACUUUAUAUUACAUAUAUUGUAUUUAAAAAUA
Molecule: messenger RNA, 1556 nt
Organism: Plodia interpunctella (Indianmeal moth)
Lineage: Eukaryota; Metazoa; Arthropoda; Insecta; Lepidoptera; Pyralidae
Product: tubulin polymerization-promoting protein homolog
Exons: 4
Coding region: 119-526 (135 amino acids)
Biological process (GO): microtubule polymerization
Molecular function (GO): tubulin binding
Source: RefSeq, a predicted model, not a curated record